Messenger RNA from Vicia faba (fava bean), 2943 nucleotides. The record is from the annotation of a GenBank genome assembly. NCBI's taxonomy places the organism in Eukaryota, Viridiplantae, Streptophyta, Magnoliopsida, Fabales, Fabaceae.
AUGAGAGUAUACAUAAUCUUUUGGCUUUUCAUUAUACCAAUCAGCUUAAUAAAUUUCAGCAGUAACCAUUUUGUGGCUAAUGAACGUUCCUUGUUGCUCCAAUUGAAAAACAAUGUGAUAUUCAACCCCACAAAAUCUUCAAAGCUAGUUCAUUGGAACCAAAGUGAUGAUGAUUGUUGCCAGUGGCCCGGGGUGAGAUGCAAAGAUGGACAUGUUAUAGCCCUUGAUCUUAGUCGUGAGUCUAUCUCGGAAGGACUUAAUGACUCGAGUGCUCUUUUCAGCCUGCACUAUCUAGAAAGCUUGAAUUUGGCUUUCAAUAACUUCCAUUCUUUGAUUCCUCAAGACCUGCAUCAACUGCAGAAUUUGAGGUAUCUAAACUUGUCAAAUGCUGGCUUGAAAGGUUUUUUCCCAAAACAUGUCUUCCAAAUACACACAUUGGAGGUCAUUGACAUAUCAGAAAACCAAAAUCUUAAUGGCUUUUUGCCAGAAUUCUCACCAUUUUCAUCUCUUCACCACAUGAAUCUCGCAAAUACAAAUUUCUCAGGACCCAUUCCAAAUAGUAUUUCUAACCUGAAAAUGUUGUCUACCAUUGAUCUAUCUUAUUGCAAAUUCAAUGGCACACUUCCGAGUUCAAUGUCAGAGCUAACCCAACUUGUUUAUCUAGACAUGUCUUCCAAUAACCUCACAGGUCCACUCCCUUCUUUCAAUAUGUCCAAAAACCUCACAUAUCUAUCAUUAUUUCGCAAUCACUUGAGCGCGGAUUUACCAUCCAACCAUUUUGAGGGCCUCAUGAAUCUUGCCAGCAUUAAUUUAGGAUUCAAUUCUUUCAGUGGAAACAUUCCCUCAUCUCUACUUAAGCUCCCAUAUCUGCGAGAAUUGAAGCUUCCCUUUAAUAAAUUCAGUGGUGUCUUGCAAGAGUUUGACAAAGGAUCUUCUCUUGUACUAGAGAUGCUUGAUUUGAGUAGCAAUAACUUUCAAGGGUAUAUUCCUAUGUCUGUCUUUACCCUUACAGAACUCCGUGUACUUCAACUUUCUUCCAAUAGGUUUAAUGGAACAAUAAAGUUGGACCUCGUUCGAAGGCUAAGUAAUUUAAUUAUACUAGGCCUCUCACAUAACAAUUUGUCCAUUGAUGUCAACUUCAGAGACGAUCAUGUCUUCUCUCCAUUUCCAAUGAUGAUAAAUGUUCAGCUGGCUUCGUGUAAGUUAAGAGGAAUCCCAAGUUUCUUGAGAAACCAAUCCAAAUUGGCAUAUCUUGACUUAUCUGGAAACGAAAUUGAAGGACCAAUACCUAGUUGGAUAUGGAAAUUUGAAUCCCUUGUGACCUUAAAUCUUUCUAAAAAUUAUUUAUCUAAUUUUGAAGAAAGUUUUUGGAACAAUAGUUAUAACCUUCUUGUAGUUGAUCUUAGUUCUAACAAACUGCAAGGAAGAAUUCCAUUCAUCCCGAAGUAUGCAAUACAUUUGGACUACUCAAACAACAAAUUGAGUUCAAUCAUACCGCCAGACAUUGGAAACUAUCUCCCUUUUAUAGAUAUACUAUUUCUAUCAAACAACAGUUUUAAGGGAGAAAUCCAUGAAUCCUUUUGCAAUUCUUCAACUCUUCGUUUGCUUGAUCUAUCCAACAACAACUUUGAUGGGAUGAUUCCCAAGUGUUUUGGAGCAUUGAGUAGCAAACUCAGGAUGUUGAACUUUGGAGGAAACAAGCUCCGAGGUCAUAUCCCUGACACAAUAUCCCCUAAUUCUUGUGCACUGAGAUAUUUGGAUCUAAAUGACAAUCUCCUGGAUGGUGUCAUACCAAAAUCUUUGGCCAAUUGCAAGAAACUACAAGUUCUAAACCUUGGAAAAAAUAAGUUAGAUGACAUAUUUCCAUGUUUUUUGAGCAAAAUUUCUACACUGAGAGUCAUGGUUUUAAGGUCUAAUAAACUUCACGGGUCUAUAAGGUGCCCAAUUAGCACUGGUGAUUGGAAAAUGCUUCAUAUCAUUGAUAUAUCCUCCAAUAAGGUAAAUGGCACUAUACCAGGAUCGUUGUUAAACACUUGGAAGGCAAUGAUGCGUGAUGAAGGCUUGCUUGGGCCAGAAUUUGGCCAUUUGUUUUUUGACAUUGAUGAUAACUUUCACCCUAUGAGUUUGAAGGAAUUGUUACCACUAAUGAACAAAUAUCUUGCAAUGAAAUUAUAUAAACUUAUACCAAACGUAAACAUGCCACGCUCUAUCAUCGAUGAGGCGAUUGCUGAUUACAAUAUGAUCGAUAUUUCUCGUUAUCAAGAUUCGAUUAAUAUUGUCAACAAAGGUCAUCAGAUGAAGCUGGUCAAAAUUCAAAGUGCCUUCACUUAUGUUGAUAUGUCAAGCAACAGCUUAGAGGGGCCAAUACCUAAUGAGUUAAUGCAAUUCAAGGCAUUGAAUGCUCUAAACUUGUCACACAAUGCAUUAGUGGGACAUAUACCAUCACUAAUAGGGAAUUUGAAGAAUCUCGAGUCUAUGGACUUGUCAAACAAUUCCUUGAAAGGAGAGAUUCCUCAAGAGCUUUCAACUCUAUCUUUUCUAGCAUAUAUGAAUCUCUCUUUCAAUCACCUAGUUGGGCCAAUUCCUUCUGGUACUCAAAUUCAAUCAUUUGAUGUAGAUUCUUUUGAAGGUAAUGAAGGCUUAUGUGGACCUCCACUGAGCAACUAUUGCAGCAAUGAUGGAGGAAAUAAGUUGCCACCUUCAGCAUCUAAUACUUCUCAAUCCCAUGAUGAGAGUUCCAUUGAUUGGAACUUCUUAAGUGUGGAGUUGGGAUGUAUUUUUGGUUUUGGAAUUUUCAUACUCCCCCUUAUUUUUUGGAAGAAAUGGAGGUUGUGGUAUUCCAAACAUAUAGAUGUGAUGCUAUACAGGAUCAUCCCACAGCUUGAUUUUGUGUUUGAACAUCAUGAAGGGAAGAGGUAUAGAAUUUUGAGGUGGAGGUACUAA